UACUGACAGCCCGCUGCUGAAGCUCAAACACGGAGAACCGGAACCUUUAAACCUAAAUGUUUGGUUCUGAAGGAUGGAGGUCUUGUUUUACCUGCUCGCCUUCGCGCUGGCCCGGCUCGGUUCGGCUCUGGGCUCCAGCGUUCCGACGGGUCAGAGAGCGGCCAGCAGACACAGAAAUUGGUGUGCUUAUGUGGUGACGCGCACGGUUAGCUGUGUGAUGGAGGACGGAGUGGAGACGUACAUCAAACCAGACUAUCAGCGCUGUACCUGGGGCCAGUGUCCUCGAGUGGCUUACCGAACGUACAGGAGGCCGAGGUAUAAGGUGGCCUACAAGAUGGUGACGGAGAUGGAGUGGAAGUGUUGCCAUGGUUACUCAGGUGAAGACUGCCACCAGGGGCCUCAGGGGACCCCUGACACACGGGGCAACGGGGGCCAAAUUCAGACCACGCUGACUGGUUACAACACGGGGGAAGGGGACACGGACCGGAUCCGGCAGCUGGAGGAUACCAUCCGUGGUCUGACCAACAACCUCCACAACAUGCAGAACACCAUUCAUGGCAUCAACCAAAGGCUGCAUGGUUUGAGCGGAGCCUCCAUCGCUGCAGACUCAGCUCAGCCACACAUGAAGGAGACCAUCAACAGCAUCCAGACAAAGCUGGAUCAGCUCUAUAACAGAACACAGGUCCACGAUCAGACCCUGCUCACCAUCAACAACCACCUGGUGAACGGACGAGGCAACGAACUGGAUGGAGGGACUGUUGGAGGAGGUGGAGGAGGGGUGAACCAGCUGAACACACUGAAGGAGGCCAUACUCACAGAGCUGGAGAGGAGAGUGUCUCUAUCCUGCUCUGCCUGCCAGGUUGGUGCAGAGGACCUAAGACGGCAGCAAGCAAAGGACAGGGACCGACUCAGUGCCCUGGAGAAGCUGAUUGGCUCCAUGAACCAGCACUUCACCCACAACUUGGAAAAUACCCGCAGUGAAAUCGAACGGUCCCAAGCCUGCUGCAACACGGUCACCGAGCUGGAGAAGAGGCUCACUGAUGUAGACGUUCAACUCACGUCCACAUCAGACAAGUGUGACACCAUAAAAGGGCGGCUGGACAAGGAGCUUGUGGGGACAGGGGGAGGAAAGGGACGGGUUACUGAAGACCGGUUCAAUAGCAAGCUGAGGGAAAUAGAGAAGCGGUUGAAUAACACGGUGAGGAAGACGGAACAGAAAUGUACCAACACUGGAAACAAUGCGAAGGACUCCAUCCAGAGGGACUUCACCCAGCUGCGUAACAUCGUUCUCAGUCAGCUGGAUGACCACACCUUCAAGAUUGGAAAAAUAGAGUUGGAAGUGGCCGUUCUUGGAGACACCGUGACAGACCAUAUCAUACGUUUAGGCCACCUGGAGAACAUCACAUCCUUCCUUGACAGAAGGCUAACGUUGACCACUAACAUGUGCAACGAGACAUGUGGACGCAACGGAAAUGAGCGGACAGCUGAUGAGACUGUGAAAACCUUGCAAUGGAGGGUUGUGUCCAACCAGGAGGAGAUCAAGAGAUUUAACAGCACUUUGAGAAAUCUGUCUGAGACAGGAGACUCACUGAUUGAUAGGGUGCUCAAUUUAAACAAAAAUGUCAAAAAGAUCAUAGCUUUGACAGGGGAGAAUGGUGAGCGCUUUACCCGGAUCGUCACAGAGGUGGAAACGUUGGGCCGGGCCGUUGAGGACUGCUCUGUUUGCCGCAGGAUAGAGCAGAACUUACACUCGCUUUCCAACUUCACCAAGAACAAUCUCCACAGGUGCCAGACAGACCUGACAGAUCUGCGGAGGAAGGUCGAGUCAGGCGAAUCCUACUGCUCACAGGUUUGCUCCAACCUUCAGGAGGAAGUGGGACGACUUCGAGAAGACAUGGAGGAGUGUACAGGGCAGUGCAAGAUCAACAUCGAUGAUCUGAAGAAGCGUUUGGAUGGUCAUACCUUCCACAGUGGAAUGUUAGGAGGUGAUCUGAAGUCCAUCCAAGGAGAGCUGUCAGAGGUUAUGGUCAACUUUAACUCAAUUAAUAAUACGUUGAAGAACCUGGGAAGUACCUUACAGACACAUGGCAACACACUAACAGAUCUGACCAACAGCAAGGACAACACCGUCUCUGUGGUGAGCGACCUGCAGAAUGAGCUGGCAGAGCAUGUCGACGACACGAAGGCUCGGUUUGGAAAUCUGGACAAAGAGGUUCACAUCAUCAGGAAUAACUAUGUGACAGAGGUGCAGGAGUGCUGGCGGUCCAGCGACGGCCUGGACCAGAGACUCUCCAAGCUGGAGGGGGUCUGUGUCCGCCUGGACUCAUUUUCCGACAGCCUGGGGAGGCUCAAAGAGGGCCUGAACAGACAUGUGUCCGGCCUGUGGAGCUGCGUCAAUGAACUCAAUACCACGAUGACGUCUCACCGAGGUCUCAUUGACGACAUCCAGACGGUCCAGCUGGAGAACGUCCACUCCAGAAUACAUCAGCUGAACUCCUCAGUGCUGGACUUGGGAAGGCAGUUCCAUAUUUUCAGGAAUUCGAACGUUACUGGUCCACCAGGGCUUCGAGGAGAGAAAGGCGAGCCUGGACCCAAGGGUCCUGUCGGGCUGCAAGGGAGGAUGGGACCUCCAGGCAGAGAAGGCAAGCAGGGACCAGUGGGGCCCCCAGGUUUCCGAGGUGAACAAGGCCUCCCAGGCUCUGACGCCCACGUACCCCGUCUUUCUUUCUCUGCUGCUCUGACGCGUCCGAUGAAGAAGCCUGAAACCAUCAAGUUCAACAAAAUCUUUGUGAAUGAAAAUAAUGUCUACGAUCCAAACACAGGUAUUUUCACAGCUCCUGUGAGUGGAAAGUACUUCUUCAGUGGCAUCCUGACGGGUCACAAAAACAUGAAGAUCGAGGCUGUGUUUUCCAAGUCCAACACUGGUGUUGCCCGAGUGGAUUCAGCUGGAUACCAGCCUGAGGGCCUGGAGAAGCCCAUGGCAGAGGCCAAACACAUCCCUGGAGCAGUGGCCGUGUUUAACAUCAUCCUACCCUUGGAAGCUGGGGAAACCGUCUCUAUCGACCUCGUCACUGGCAAGCUGGCCUUCUCAUCUGAACCUUUGACCUUCUUCAGCGGAAUGCUGCUGUACGAGACCCUCUGA
Messenger RNA from Nematolebias whitei (Rio pearlfish), 3142 nucleotides. RefSeq names its product elastin microfibril interfacer 1a (gene emilin1a). The transcript is spliced from 12 exons. Lineage: Eukaryota; Metazoa; Chordata; Actinopteri; Cyprinodontiformes; Rivulidae. Bases 74 to 3142 code for a protein of 1022 amino acids. Gene Ontology annotation, molecular function: protein binding. The record is from RefSeq and is a predicted model, not a curated record.